Molecule: messenger RNA, 4106 nt
Organism: Limanda limanda (common dab)
Lineage: Eukaryota; Metazoa; Chordata; Actinopteri; Pleuronectiformes; Pleuronectidae
Gene: e2f3
Product: E2F transcription factor 3
Exons: 7
Coding region: 115-1389 (424 amino acids)
Biological process (GO): regulation of transcription by RNA polymerase II
Cellular component (GO): RNA polymerase II transcription regulator complex
Molecular function (GO): RNA polymerase II cis-regulatory region sequence-specific DNA binding; protein dimerization activity; DNA-binding transcription factor activity, RNA polymerase II-specific
Source: RefSeq, a predicted model, not a curated record
UGUGUGUGUGUGUUGGUCUGCGGAGCUGGACCCUGGAAACGGCCCCUGAUCUAUCGGACAAGCGGAGAAAAUGAGACGUCGGCCCCGCAGCAGGAAUCAAACCCACGGAACAAGAUGAUCAAGCAGCGUCCUCUGGCCCCGGAAGGCUCCGACGGUGCAGAGGGAAGCUCCACCGCCGGGACCCUCACCCCGGAGACCACCCUCGACCAGGCCGCCUCCUUGGAGCCUCAGGACCAUAUCUAUGCUCAGGACGGCCUGAAGUCCCCUGCGCCUCCCGGGCCCUCCUCCAGCACCACCACGACCACCACCACGACCACCGGCCCGGGGCAGCAGCCGCCAUGUCAACACGAACCAGCCCAGGCAAAGAGAAGACUGGAGCUGGAAGUCGGUGAUCCCCAGGACCCCCCCACGGCCUCUCUUUGCCACACAGGAGAACGGUCAUGCUUCCGAUCUGGUAAGAUUAUGAAGUGCCGCAAUGACACCUCACUCUCUUUGCUGACACGGAGGUUCUUAGAACUGCUAAACAAGUCCUCCAAUGGCGUGAUCGACCUAAACUCCGUCGCACUUCAGCUCAAUGUCGCCAAGAGGCGUAUCUACGAUAUCACCAACGUCCUUGAGGGGAUCCAGCUCAUCAGAAAGAAGGCUAAAAACCAUAUUGAGUGGAUGUGUGCUCCAAUCAGUAGGAAAGAUGCUGAAGAAAUGCGGGCUCUCACUGAGCAGGAGAUGAAGCUGGACGAGGCGAUUGAAAUCUGUAUGUGCAAAGUUCAGCAGAUGUGGGCGCACGGGAACAAUCAGAGAUUUGCCUAUGUGACGCAUGAGGAUGUUCAGCUGAUCCCCAGUCUGAAAGAACAGACGGUCAUUAUGAUCAAAGCUCCUCCAGAGACAAAACUGGAGGUCCCACAUCCAGAGGAGAGGCUCCAGGUCCACCUCCGAAGCACCCGGGGGCCCAUUGAUGUGCUCGUCUGCUCCGAUCCCCCCAACUCUUCGGUCGGCAUAGAUGUCUCCGUGGCCAAUGGCAGACACUCAAAGUUGUCCACCAGUAGGAAUAACUCGGUCCCAGUUUUGCGUCAUUCGUCCUCCGCCCGCGUGUCUUCCAAAGAUGAUGCUAACAAUACACCCGGAAUCAAUAGUAGCUGCAACACGCUGUCCGAUCCGACACAACACUCCUCACCGGUUUCUGUUGCCCCCACCUCCCGCGCGCCCACCUUCCUCACCUCCCUUCGACCCCACUCGGAAGACCAGCAGAGCUUUCACACUCGCGCCUCACCCGUGGCCUUCUCUGUUGAUGGGGAGCAGUUCCUCGUGAGCCUGGCUGACAACGAUGGCAUCACUGACCACUACUCCUCUGACGACCAGGGGCAAUUUCCAGUGAAGAUGCCCCUUGUCUGAGCAGCUGUUCUUAUUGAAAUAAUCAAUAAUUCUGGCGGCAGUGGAUACCUUCACACAAACAGGAUAUCACAGGGAAUUCUAAUGAAAGUACAGCUCUGAAUAUGAUAUUUGUAAAUAUAUAUCCAAAUGAACCUAUCCUGGACAAUGUGACUCUGGUUUACUCACACUCAGGUAUGUGAAGGUAGAUGCAACACAAAAGCAUUACAGCGGAGCUUUAUUGCAAUGACCAUAUUGUUCUGAAUACUAAGGUAGACGUCCCUUACGACUUGUGGACUUAAAGGAAACUGUGGAUCAAAGUUCCUUUCGUGAACAUGAAGGAGCCAGAAGAUUUAACCGUCCGUUUUGCAUCAUUAUCUGCUGAGAUUUUCUGAUUUUAAACUCCUUGCCCUUUAUUGGACUUCAAGCUAAAAGUUCCACAGUGGACGGUGAUAAUAAUUUCCUUUUUCCCCCUUAUUUUUUGAGACUGCUGCUGAAGAAAAAUUACAUAUAUGUGCCUCAUUCCCAACGGUUAGUCCCUCAUCACUUUGCACUGACAUGGAAAUACCCCACUUGUCUUGCUUGCCUGUCGUGUGAUGCACUGAUCCAUUCUUCACAUCUCUUAUCUCGACGAAGGAUCUUGGCAGAUACCAAAUGCGGAUCUGUUUAAAAAUCUGUAUAUCUCACCGAAUUGUAAUAAUUGUGAUCUGAGGUAUAACAAGGCUGAGGAAGGCUGCAGUUCUAACAACUGAAGUGAUGCCCCUAGUCUGAAUGAUACGCCUGGUAUUGGAUUCACGGAAUUUAAUAUCACUGACAAACUGUAUGCAAUGGGGAUCAGUCAUUUAUAAGGUAUUGGAUUGGUGCUUUCCUGUCAGCUAUGCAAGACAAACUUCAGCAUAGCUCAGUCUGUCUGACUUUCGGCUUCAUUGUUUUCUCAGGGCUCUGGGACCUUUUGCUAGAAGUUCAAUUUUUGUAUGUUUUUUAAAUCAAAAUGUUUAAGGCAUUUCCCAAAGUUUGACAUUAUUCAUUUUGAGGUCAUGAUUUGAUAGCAUCACUUUGUCCAGGACAUUGUGUCAACGCUUCUUUUUUGUUGAGUCUACUUCACAUUACACAAUUUUUAGCCCGAUCGGCCAGUUGCUGAUCAGUUUUGCAUGUGGCCGACAAACACCUUCGAUCGGCAGUUGGCAAUCGCUAUGUGUGAACUCCUCAAAGACGCGAUUAUUACCCUGAAGCCUUUUUAUAGAUGUCACCUCCAAAACAGAACGAGUUUGGGUUGUGCUCAGUUAGUUUUCUCUUGGCCUCAGCUGAGUUCGAACAGAAAAAUGUGGCCCAAGCUGUUCUCUUCACUGGGAUCAGCGUGUCUUCUUGUGUGUGUUUUUGUGAUUUAGAUAUAGUUUGCGUUCCUCCUCCUGAACUCACAAUAACUGCAAGACCUCCGAUUACAAGACAGUCAUGUUGUGUAAACUACCCAGUGAGUUGUAUAGUAUCUACUCAAUUUUGGUUGUGAAGAGUCUCCAAUUCCCCGACUGCUUUUUGAGACAUUAAACAUCUCAGGAAGUUAUUUUCUGAUGUACAGAUGCAGCCUGUCAUCAACCCUGUUGCUGUUUAUAAACAGACAAUAUUUGGAUACGAUGUGACUUGGUACCAACUUAACUGAGAAAUCUCCUUUCUGUUGAAAAACCUUUCCGUGAUCAUAGAGACCGCAGCUCUCAUAUUGUCAUGUAGAGUGAAAGGUUUUUGUGGAAGUUUGAAGUGACCUUAAAGGCUUAACGUUCUCCUUUGAGCGCUGCUUAAACCAAAAAUUUGAAAACUACAGGAACAUAAUUCUAUAUCUGUCAUUUAUCCUUAAAACCUACUUCAGAAAGAGCCAGACCUUUGUUGUAGAGCUUACAUAAUAACAGAAUACCUCUCUACAACCAUUUUCAUGAUAUCAUUUAAAAACAAAAAAUUCAAAAUAUUUGCUGGUCUGAGCUUCUUAAAUAUGAAGAUGUUAUGCUUUUGGGGUCAUACAUGAGACAUCUUUGGAUCCGGUAAAAUAACAGGAAUUUUUUGUUAUGCUUCAACUUAAUAAACAACAGCUUUCUGUCAUGUUUACAGUUUUUAGAAAUUGACAAGUUCCCACUUUGAAAUGCUGGACCAUAUGUUGAAGUUCAAGCCUGUUAAAGAAUGAUCGACUCCACUGGUGGGUUUGUGUUUAAUGUCAUAAGGAAAAGUAACACAGGCAGUUUUGAGCAUUCUUGAGAAUGCAACACUAAAGGUCUGAUCGCGUUUUGCAUUUUUUUAAACUGUUCUUCAGAGCUGCCACGUCAUGAAUUUUCUUAUUUACAAUUUUUGUUAAUCUCAGUUGACAAAGAGUUUGCAUCACGAGUGCUGUACACCAAAGUUGUGCCCAGGGACCUUGAGGCUAAAUAGCUGUUAUGUGAAGGUAAACUGACUGUUAAGCAGAAAUAAGUGCCUGUUCACAUGAGUUCACACUGUAUAUUCACUUAUUGUUACUACUUGUAUUUCAGCAGUUACCCAUUAAGACAAUGAUAAUGAGGUGAUUCAUGUUCUCAGAGUUGAGGUAUAACAAUAGCUAUUACGAUAUAAAAAAGGUUGAAUGUAUAUUGAUAUACUGCUUAUGCAUUGUGUAAACACAGUGUGGAGGUAUAACACAUCUACCUCAGAUGUAUAAAAUGUUUUUUUUCUGUUUUGUCGAGUGUUUGUCACCCAGCUCAUAAAUAAAUUGAGAUAAUUAUCAA